This is a messenger RNA of Syngnathus acus (greater pipefish), 1422 nucleotides long. Its product is annotated as tRNA selenocysteine 1-associated protein 1-like. Gene Ontology annotation, cellular component: nucleus. Lineage: Eukaryota; Metazoa; Chordata; Actinopteri; Syngnathiformes; Syngnathidae. Gene Ontology annotation, biological process: selenocysteine incorporation. Gene Ontology annotation, molecular function: tRNA binding. The transcript has 9 exons. The record is from RefSeq and is a predicted model, not a curated record. Bases 227 to 1114 code for a protein of 295 amino acids.
CCGAGUCAGGCAUUUCCGGCACGUUGACUGACGUCGUUCUCGUUCAGCGAGCGAUGCUAGCACGUCUGCGCUAGCGCGCCGUCUCGUUAGCAUGUGGGCGCCAAUACGUUUAUUUCGAUCUUCCUUUGGCUUGUAGACUCCAGUUCCAAAUCCUGCAUUGUCGACCACACCAUGAGUACAUUAUGGAUGGGGAAUUUUCUAUGCUGCUCUGUAGCUGGAUGCUUAUAUGGACGAGAAGUUCAUCACCAGAGCCUUUUCUACCAUGGGUGAGCAGGCCGUCAGUGUUCGGAUCAUACGCAGCAAAGUUCCAGGUGCGCCACCAUCCAGCAGUGCAUUGGGUUAUUGUUUUGUGGAAAUGGCCGAUGAGGCCACAGCUGAAAGGUGUCUUCGUAAAAUAAACGGGAAAUCUCUACCAGGAGCCAGUCCGCCUACAAGAUUCAAGUUAAACCGAGCCACUUUUGGCAAACAAGAAACAGGUCAGAUGUAUUCUUUGUUUGUGGGAGAUCUCACUCCGGAGGUCGACGAUGGAAUGUUGUACGAGUUCUUCUACAAUCGAUUCCCUUCCUGUCGGGGAGGAAAAGUGGUGCUGGACAGUAUGGGAAACUCCAAGGGUUGCGGCUUUGUCCAGUUCCCAGACGAGCGCCUGCAGAAACGCGCGCUUGAUGAGUGUCAAGGAGCUGUGGGAUUGGGGGGUAAACCCCUGCGACUCAGCUUGGCAGCCAGCAAUUUAAGGAACAGACCGCUGCAGCCUGAGACCAAAGCAUGGCCGACAGGCACCGGCUACACGCCGCCGUACGACCAGUACAGCCAGUACCAGCAGCAGGCCUAUCCUAACUAUUACUCCUCCUGGGGCUACGAUCAGACGGCAGCAACGUACGGCUACACGUACCCGCAGUACGAUUACUCGCAGUAUGCCCAAUCGCAGGAAAUCGAUCUUCAGGAUGAUGGACUUGAAGAUCCGUCAGCAGAGCUGGAUGUGGUGGAAACAAACAAAAGGUUCUUCCAGAAUAGCGAAGAACUGUAUGAUGCUCUAAUUGACUGUCAGUGGAAAUCAGCAGAGUUCUCGGCAGAACAGGACGAACUGAUGUUAACCAUACCGGACCCACUUUCCUAGUAAAACCGGAUGCAGUCGCUUCAUGAGAAUUUAUUUACAGACAUCUGCUAGCUAGAGCAUUGACAGUAUGGACUUUAUUUAGAAAUCUCUAGGCAUACUUGUUGUCAGUCAAGUGGGCGAAGCGGAUCAUUUUGUUAGGACAAAAAUGCUUUUUCUUUCUUUCAUAUUCAAGUUGUGUCUAAGGUUUUUGCCAACAAAUUUAAGCUUGAUGUUAAAAUACAUCAUUGAAAAAUUGACUUCUGUUGCAUGUGUUUUGUUUGAUGUGUUUUUCAUUCUUUUGUCUUCAAUAAAUUUCUAAUUGAAAUUGU